Messenger RNA from Fusarium vanettenii 77-13-4, 1596 nucleotides. RefSeq lists its product as uncharacterized. The coding region runs from base 1 to 1596 and encodes 531 amino acids. Lineage: Eukaryota; Fungi; Ascomycota; Sordariomycetes; Hypocreales; Nectriaceae. The transcript has 4 exons. The record is from RefSeq and is a predicted model, not a curated record. Gene Ontology annotation, molecular function: transmembrane transporter activity. Gene Ontology annotation, cellular component: membrane. Gene Ontology annotation, biological process: transmembrane transport.
AUGGCCGGCACCGACGCCGAUGCCGCCCCACUGGCGACCGAGCCGCAUAAGCAGCCUUCAAGAGACGACAUCGGUCAUGAUGAGGUCGAAGAGGGUGUCGGAGAGAUCAACGAGAGCUCCGUAGCGAAGCCUGGAUAUCUCGACAAGCAACAGCACGCGAUGUAUGUCGAGGCGCUUGCCCAGUACCCCACCGACGACGACAUCGAUCCAGAGAAGGAGAAGAGGGUCCUAAGGAAGAUUGAUAUGAGGAUAAUUCCUCUACUGGGUAUCUGCUACUUCUUUUACUACGUGGAUAAGACCACUCUCUCAUACGCCGCCAUCUUCGGUCUCAAGGAGGACCUCGACCUUCAAGGCGAUGAGUACUCGUGGCUCUCGAGUAGCUUCUACUUUGGCUGGCUGCUCUGGGCCAUCCCGUCCAACCUCCUCAUGCAGCGCAGUCCGCCAGCCUACUACCUGGCCUUCAACAUCUUCAUGUGGGGGGCUCUCCUCAUGGCUCAGGCCGCGGCGCACAACUUUGGUGGCCUCCUCUCUCUUCGCGUCCUGUCGGGAGCCUUUGAAGCUAUUGCCGACCCGGCUUUCAUGCUCAUCACGUCGAUGUACUAUACCCGUGCCGAGCAGCCGAGCCGCAUCGCAGCUUGGUACGCCUUUAACGGCGUCGCUUCAAUAGGCUAUGGUAUCGGCAACAUCAAGGGAGCUCUUCAAUCCUGGCGCUACGAGUUCCUCGUCGUCGGCGCCUUUUGCGCAGCCUGGGCCAUCACCCUGCUAUUCAUGCUGCCGAAUUCUCCCAGGACCAUCUGGGGCUUUAGUCAUGACGAGAAACUCAUCAUGAUUGCCCGUAUCCGCCGCAAUCAGACGGGUAUCGAACAGCGCAAGAUCAAUUGGGGUCAGGUCAAGGAGGCUUACCUUGACUACAAGACAUGGCUCUUCACUCUGCUCGGGUUCGUAUCCAACAUCCCCAGCGGUGGGAUAUCCAACUUCUCGACGCUCGUCAUCAAGGGUCUUGGCUUUGACACGCUUCAUACUGCCCUCCUGGGCAUCCCUCAGGGCGUGUUCGUCAUCAUUUGGAUCGGCCUCGGUGCGCUGGCGAACAAGUACAUGCCGCCCAACAGCCGCACACUUGUCUGCGCCAUCUUUAUGCUUCCCACUAUCGCCGGCGCGCUCGGCUUCCUUCUUGCUCCUACCGAUGCCUACGUCGGUCGUUUGAUCUGUUUUUACCUCACAGGCUCCUACCAGGCUUCAUUCGUCAUAUGCCUCUCUCUCAUAACCUCAAACACGGGCGGACAAUCUAAAAAAAUGAUUGUGUCGGGUAUGAUAUGGUUCGGAGCCUGUAUUGGCAACAUUGCCAGCCCCUUUUUCUACCGCUCCGAGCAGGCCCCCACCUACCAUCUUGGCAUUGGCUCACUUCUCGUCUCCAACUGCAUUGAGCUCGCCCUCUUUUUCGUCUUUCGCUAUUCGUUCAUGUGGGAGAACAAGCGCAAGGAGAGGCAGCGUGAGGCCCUCCGGUUGGCGGGUGACGGCACGACUGAUGAGCUGAACGCGACCGCGUUCAAUGACCUAACGGAUAAGGAGAACCCCAACUUUGUGUAUGUAUACUAG